This is a messenger RNA of Penaeus monodon (black tiger shrimp), 2319 nucleotides long. RefSeq lists its product as uncharacterized. Lineage: Eukaryota; Metazoa; Arthropoda; Malacostraca; Decapoda; Penaeidae. The transcript has 2 exons. The record is from RefSeq and is a predicted model, not a curated record. Gene Ontology annotation, molecular function: nucleic acid binding; zinc ion binding. Bases 1 to 2319 code for a protein of 772 amino acids.
AUGUUACCAGAUCAGAGCCCUUUUGAUUAUUACCUCAACCUGCAAGCCGCAGUGUUACAAGGGGAACGGGACUAUCCUAAUGCAAUUGGUGACCCGGAUCUUCUCGCCCGCAGAGUGUUUUUACAGGGUGUCCCUCAAUGGAUGCGAGAAGCCUUAGCGACGAGAGACGAUGCACCCACAGAUAUACUCGUGCAUUGUGCUCAACAGUUGUGGAAUAACCGUGUCGGCGUUUCACACCCCCAGCCACGCCCACAAUCGACGGGACACCGUCGCCAAGUGGCAACAGUUGCUUUCAACCCCCAUGUAGCCAGCGUGUACGAGAAUCAUCCGAUGGCCAGGCGAUCACCACCUCGAUCUCCACCCCGAGGAGCCCGACAAGAUGAGGACGAGAGUAACUACUGCCCAUAUCAUCGCACAACAAGUCACAGCCUCGCUGACUGUCGUGCACGAGCGCGGGAGGAGAGACGAUGUUUUCGCUGCAGUCGGCGUGGACACUUCACUUCGUCGUGCCCUGAGGGUCGCGCGGACCGGCCCUUUCAGCAGCGCCAGGGGAGCUAUCGAGGCUCGUCUUCCACUGGCAUCACAGCCGACACACGAGCCUACUAUCCAACCUCAAGCAGCCGCCCACCAACCUGUGCCUUCUCGAACGCCGCCACGCAAGUUUUACGACGAGGACUAGCAUUGCUGCUGAAUACCUGGCACGAUUUCACCUCGCUAAGCAGCACAGUUGCUACCGUGUGUUGCAAGGAAUCUCCGGAACACCGCAUGGAGGUAACUGAAGAAGUUGACUUACCAUUACAGUUCUCAGACGCCGUAGGUAUUACUCAUCGUGCUUCGGGGCUCAAUACCCGUUUCCCUGGACAUAUAUUACUUGGGAUGGAUUUUCUGAGGAGGUUUCCUUUCAGUUUCCAUCACGAACCGCCGCCUCGCUCCAGUUAUCUGCGUAUCCUGGGCUGUGAACUCGAUGUGACAUUCACGAAGCACUGCAGUCUUGCCCUUGCCAACCUGUCGGCGGACCCAAGGAGUACGAUCACAUCACCCCACGGAUGCCCCCUUCACUGCACUAAGCAAACGGAAGUACCGCCUGAUAGUGCAACCUUCGUCAAGUGCAGGGUACCCCGGAGUGUGACGGAUGACGAAAUUGAAGUCACACCUUCAUCCCGCCAGCUAAUAAUCCCCGCAAGUGUGACCACAGUUGAAGAACGCCGCACUGAUGUCUGGGUGGUGAACACGACUCCGCGAAUGAUCAAACUACGCCCGGGUCAAGUGAUCGCCCGUGCAAGCCCGAUUGCUACAGUGUAUGCAUCAGACUCCCGGCCUUUGGGAGGCCGUGGUGCACCCGUCUCUUCACGUGCAACGCCCAACACUGUUCAAAAAGUUACCUUAGAAAACUUGGCCAACGAACCAGAAUUUCUCGGUGAUCUCGAAGAUGAUGAUUUUGAAUCAGAAUUUGGAACCCUGGAUUUCGGAUACGAUGACUUCAUUGCCUUCCCUGACACGUUUUUAUCCGAUAGCUCGACUUCUGAAGAUGAAGACAUCGGUGACAGCAAGGUCAGAGUUGACGAGGUCCUGCCGGUCGAGGAUGCAAAGUUCAGUCAUCUUACCGAACAACAGCAAGGACAGUUUCGUGAACUACUCAGCGGGUAUGCUGAUAUCUUCACGGAAGAGAAAUCUGCCAUUGGAACCAUACCAGGGGUAGAACACACCAUUGAAACUGGCGAUGCAAAACCAAUCGUUACACGUCAGUGGAGACUUCCGCACGCAGCGAAGCAAACCAUCAAAGAAGAAUGCAGGAAGAUGAAGGAAGCAGGAGUAAUUGAACCAUCUUCAUCCCCCUGGCUUUCACCAGUCGUUUUGGUGAAGAAAAAAGAUGGUACUUUGCGCUUUUGCAUAGAUUACAGGAACCUGAACAAAGUCACCACAACCGAUAGUUACCCCCUCCCAAGGAUCGACGAACUUAUUGACAAUUUCAAUGGGACAUCUUGGUUUACAUCCUUGGAUGCAAGAUCAGCUUACUGGGCAAUCCCUGUGGCCAAACCAGACCGUCCUAAGACGGCAUUCUCUGAUGGCCACCGUCUGUGGCAGUUUGCACGUUUACCUUUUGGCUUAGUCACUGCUCCUCCAACCUUCCAGCGUGCCAUUAAUUUUAUACUCUCUCCAGUGCUUGGUAAACAUACUGUGGCCUAUUUAGACGACAUUGUGGUUCACAGUGCAACAUUCGAAGAACAUCUUGUACAUCUAGAAGAGACGCUACAAUUGCUAAAAGCUGCUGGCCUCAAAUUAAAUAACAGAAAUGUCAAUUUGCAACUAACACCAUGA